GUUGAUCACUUGACCAUCAGUGGAUGCUUAGUGUUUUUGACAAGUUUUCGAUUUAUAUAUAUUUCUUUUUCCUUUUUUUGUCCUCCUAUGCUGCACUUAACGGAUUUAUUACAACUUAGCAACGGAUUCGACCAAACUCAUAUGAUAGUAGCGACUUAAUAAUAUUAACACAGACAUUUUAUAUAAAAAUUGCAUAUUUAAAGUGAAUAAUCUGUUUUUUUUGUGGGGUUUUUUGUACAUUUUAAUUGUUUUCUGGAUAGGCUAAGUUAUACCGUCGUGUUUCAUAGUGGACCGUGUCUGUUCGAGCUGACAAGACUUCCAUAUGUUUUCCAAACAUUAAAAAGAUAUAAACUGUUUUAACUAUAAACAUAGCGUAUUAAAACCAGACUACGCUGAAUAAGUUAUGGGAUAUGGCUACACCAGAGCUGAUGCUGAGCCUUGGACUAAUUGAGAAGGAUGUAAAUGCAGACACACUUUGGGUUUGGUGUUAUCCUUCCAUCGAUGCUGAUCUUCGAGAAGUGAUGUUGAGAAAAUGCUGCUUGACGCUGGACAAUCAGGUACUGCACACCUUUGUAUUUGGACAGUACUGUCGGACGUGGUACUACAUCACCACUGUCGAGGUCCAGGAGCCCACUGUGCUUAAAAAGGUGACACAUUUCUCAAUAGUUGUCACAGCUAAGGACUUCAACCCUGAAAAAUACGCUGCAUUCAGUAGAGUUCUGUGCAGGACAUACAUGAAACAUGGAAGUCCUGUGAAGAUGAUGGAAGGCUACAUUGCUGUUCUGACUAAAGGAAUAUGCCAGAGUGAUGAGAACGGCUCUUUCCUUCUUAAAGAUUAUGAUGUCAGGAAGGCUCUCCUGGCUGGCUCUUUAAAAGAUGUUGUGUCACAGUUUGGUAUGGAAACCAUCAUCCUAUACACAGCACUAAUGCUGAAGAAACGAGUGGUGGUGUAUCAUCCACGAAUUGAGGCACUGCUGGAGUUCACAAGAGCUCUUCCUGGUCUAGUGUGGCAUAGGAAAGAUUGGUCCAUCCUUCACCCUUUUGUUCACCUGGACAAUGAUGAGCUGGAAAACCUAAAGGUCUGUACAGGGUAUGUGGCAGGGUUUGUCGAUCCUGAAGUCAGAGACCGAUCAGACUUGUAUGAUGUGUUUGUUAAUCUUCCAGACAGUGAGAUUACUGUUUCACAAAAUGCCAAAGAGGCAAUGUCAAUGGGGAAACUCCAUAAAGAGAUCGGCAACUUCAUAGUUCAGGCUGCAGAGGACGCUGAUCGCACAGAUGCACAGGUUAUUAAGGAGAUUUCAGUCAAAACUAAAGAGAUCCUCAGUAACUUGAUGUCUCUGGCUGAUGAUGCAGACAACUCUAAACUGACUUUGGAGAGUCUGAAGCAGCGGCACUAUCCUCCAGCGACUGAGAACUUCCUGUUUCACUUAGCAGCGGCUGAGCAACUGCUGAAGAUCUGAACAGUCGCUGGAUCCUGACCCACAGGCAUGAACACAUUCAGGAAUUUACCAUUUACAGUGAGAUCACAUAUUGAACUGGAACAUUCAAAAGAAUAUUGGUCUAAUUUUGAAGAUGCGAGCCGGUCAUAUAGAAAUAUAAAGGUAUAAAGACAUACAAAAUAUAACUACAAACAGUUAAGACACCCUAUUAAAUUAUGUUUCUUUUUAUAUCAUAUUAAGACAUUAAAAAUGAUCUGAAAUCUGGCAGGUCUUAAAAUUUCGGAAAUAAAACCUCAGAUGAACAACAACAUGUAGUAUUGACAGAAGUCAGGCACUGCUAAUCAAAUGCCUGAAAUUAUCAUUGGGGGCCUUCAGGUGUUAACAAUACACAUCUGAGCUGAAAUCAUUUCAUGCAACAAGUCAAUGAUCCCAAGCAAAUCGACAACAGUAAGAAAAAAUGUCAAGUGUUGCAAUAGUCCCGUCAAAAUCCAAACCUCAUCCUCACAGAAAAAUUGUGUGGGGAUGAAAAAACUCCAAAAGUCCUCCAGAAUGUUCUAAAAGACUGAUAAUGUCUUAAGGACAAUCAGUACAUUAAGGCCCAAUCCCAAUUCUAUCCCUUCCCCUUCCUCUUGGCCCUUGAAACAGAGUGUGAAGGGGACGGGCUUCAAAAUUUACCGCUAAGAAAUGGCAUAACACUACAACACCUGCACAGGUCGCCAUAUGUCAUUAUGAUCUCUUGCUUCAUAUGAGAUUGAUGACGGAGACCGCUGUAGUUAUUCCAGUUGCACUAUUUUUUUGGUAUUUAUCUUCAGGAAAUCACUGAAGGCAAUGAUAUCAUGACGAUGUAAUGUGGCAAUAAGAUCGUAACUGUACUGUGUAUUUACACAGUGGCCAUAUUCAUCUAUGUAAACACACCAAAAACACCAUUAACAUUAUAGCAGACACUGUAAAAAGGUCAUUCACAGCCACUAGACUUUUCUGACAGGGUAUUCGAGUGUCUUCGAGUGACAAUGUUGUGGGACUGCUAUAUAGGAAUUUAGCAUUUGUUUUUAAAGCAUGAUUGUAGAACACGAACGCGGUUAUGAAUGUAUUAAAACAUGUGCUUGUUUGUUGUAAAAAUUCGUAAUGAUGACAAAAAUACUCAUUUGUGCAUCUCCUGACUUCUGUGUGCUGCCGUUGUGGCUGGUGUAUUCUGUGAAAUUUUCUUACCCCUUGGUUUCGAGUGUGGUCCUGGAAAAUCUCCAUUUCAAGGGCAAUCUAGCCCUUCACUUUAGCCCUACGCCUUCAAGCUAAAGAGAAUCAUGAACACUCAAAAUGAGGGGGAAGGGCUAAGGGGUAGAAUUGGGAUUGGGCCUAAGUAACUACUGCUAAAAGUGGAUCUACAGUAAUCGGAAUCAUAAACUAUCCUAAGUUUGUCACCCAUGGCUUUUAUAUCUUGGCUUUAUAUUGUAAAUAAUAACAUGGUGUGAUAUGUCAUGUGAUGUUGUUCAUCUGAGGAUUUAUCUUCCAAAUAUUAAAUCCUGCCAAGGACUAUGAAAACCAUGAAAUUCAAUAGGGUGUCCUAAAUUUGUUCAUGACUGCUUAACGUGUCUAUUUAAGAUUUAAUGCUGAAUGCGAUAUUUCUAAGCAUCAACACAGGUUUGAUUUAAAAAAAUAAUAAUUUUCAAACCUUUUGGUAGCACUUUGAUCCAAGUUAAGGAACAAUAUAUGCAUAAGCAUUCCUGAGGUAUCUAAUUAAGUUGUUCAUAAUCAUAGUUUUGCAUGCGGUUUUAACUUUUUUUUAAGAUUAAAACAUUGCACAUUGAUGUAAAAGGGCUCUCAGCUGCUUACUUCAUACAUAACUAAAAGACAUUUAACUGUAAAACAAUAAUAGUGUUGUUAAUGGCUAGUAUGCACACAGACUUUAAAUUUUCAGCCAGCCCAAGUGCUUCCAGUCACGCCAUGACAAAGUUUCCACGUUUAAGAUCUAAUUUCUUCAAAGAUCAGUGAUCUUCAGUGCCUGAUAGUUAUAUGAUAUAAAAUGGGUAUCAGACCAGGCAAGAUGCACUGCAUUAAAUUCAUUUUUUUGCACCAUGUCUUUAAAAUAUGGAAAUUUAUUUUACAAAUAUAAUUUUAAUGGAGUUUCUGCCUGCUGCUACUGACGGUGCUAGUGUUUACAUGGUCUUUCAUCUCAUUUUACGCUUGAACAACUAAAUGAAUGCUUAAGUCUAUUUAACAGAUUAUAUUUUAAUUACAUUACAUAAGGAAUAUACAUGCUGUAUAAGGAAACUUAUGAAAUUUAAAAUAGCCAUGUAAACCUUUCACUGGAAGUUUAUCAUUGGCUGAAAAACAGUAGCCGUGAAUAUAUGUCUUUGUUAAUCUAAAAUAGAAUUGGGUUCCAUUAAAUGCUGAAUGUAAAGAAAUUAAAUCCUGAAAAACCAGAGUGCCAAAAUGAUUGGAAUGAAUAUGAUUUUAAUUAACAAUCUGUAGGUAUAUUCCUGUAAAAGUACUUUUUAUUAAUAUAUAGUAUUUGAAAGUAUAAAUAUUCAUUCCUAAUUUUUAGAUUCCUAACUUUGUUCCCACAUUUUGCAUUUCCAUUGAGUGCAUAUAAUAUUGACAUUUACAUUCCUUUGUGCUUUUUGUUUAAUCUUCUUAAUGGUAAUCCCCUUGUAAUCAAUUACUAAUCUCUGUGCCUAAAGAGAUCCUGAAAGACAUUCUGAUCAUACAUGCAAUAUGUCUUGUAAUAUAUGAGGAUGGUCAGACUCUACCUAACUCAAACAUUGAUGUUUCCUCUGAUGUUUGAAUAAAUGUGAACAAUUAAUAUAUUUAAAACGUCCAAAAGUGAAAAAAGGGUCUGAUGACGUGAUGAAUGUUUAAGUGUCUUUUAGUAUUAUUUGUUCAGAUCCAUUUCAGUGAAGUGUUUAAACCAUUUUCAUCCUGAAAUGCAGCUAUUAAAUUAAUACAGAUUCAAAAACA
Danio aesculapii is the source of this 4394-nucleotide messenger RNA. It is a transcript of the gene dennd10, whose product is annotated as DENN domain containing 10. The record is from RefSeq and is a predicted model, not a curated record. The transcript has 9 exons. Bases 411 to 1460 code for a protein of 349 amino acids. Gene Ontology annotation, molecular function: small GTPase binding; guanyl-nucleotide exchange factor activity. Gene Ontology annotation, cellular component: late endosome. Lineage: Eukaryota; Metazoa; Chordata; Actinopteri; Cypriniformes; Danionidae. Gene Ontology annotation, biological process: regulation of early endosome to late endosome transport; protein transport.